AGAGCAAAGCUGCCGUCCUCCAGGCCCGCGGACCACCUGAUCCUCGAGAGACAGAAACAGGACGCAGCCCGAGACCAGGUCCUGGAGUUCACCCGGUACCAGCAGACCUGGGACAUCAAGAACUCGUGGCUGAAGAGUUCAGACGGUCGUUACCUGAGAGGAACCAUCGAGAGACGAGUCCGAGACGCUCUGGACCAACAGGAAGUCCACAUCCAGGAGAGGAGAGACAGGCUGCGGGUGCUGCUGGAGGAGGAGGAGCAGCAGCUCCUGCAGGAGAUGGAGGAGAGGACGGAGACGUCGGUGGAGAGACAGGCGAAGAUGAGAGAGCGAGCUAAAGCCCUGAGAGAGCGGAGAGAGAGAGACAGGCAGCAGCUGGUGUCAGACAGACUGGAGCAGCUCUUCAGGGAGCAGUGUGAGGAGCUACGGACCGUCCAGAUGCGGCGUCAGGAGCAGCAGGUGUGCGCCGAGCGAGCCGCUCAGGUGAGCGGACGACAGGAGCGGCUGCAGCUGCAGCAGCGGGAGGACGAGACGUUCGACCGACUGUGGGAGGCCGACCGACGGGCCAAAGAACAGCGAGAGGCGGAGAGAGUGCAGAGGAAGCAGCAGAGCGACAGACAGCAGCUGGACUUCAUCAGGACUCAGAUAGACACAGCGGAGCAGCAGAGACAGCAGCAGAGACAGCUGAGACAGGAGGAGGCCACACUCAUG
Morone saxatilis (striped sea-bass) is the source of this 708-nucleotide messenger RNA. It is a transcript of the gene cfap53, whose product is annotated as cilia and flagella associated protein 53. NCBI's taxonomy places the organism in Eukaryota, Metazoa, Chordata, Actinopteri, Moronidae. The record is from RefSeq and is a predicted model, not a curated record.